Vitrella brassicaformis is the source of this 3508-nucleotide messenger RNA. NCBI's taxonomy places the organism in Eukaryota, Vitrellaceae. The record is from the annotation of a GenBank genome assembly.
CUCGCUGAUUGAUGCAGCAGCAGCCAUCCCAUCCUGUGGGAGGGUCAGUCUGUACGCACAUAUGAACCAAUCCACUCGCAUGCCAUCUCACUCGCCUAUCUAUCCACACACCCACACACGGUGACACACCCACACGCCACUGUACACACACACACACGCGCACACACACACACACACACACACAGUGAGGGUCGGAUAAGUGAGACACGGCCCGGGGUGUCCCAUUUAGCGUUUUUCCCAUUUAGCAGCGUCCCACUUAUCCGACCCUCACAGUACACGGCAGCCAUGCCUUCACACAUUUCAUGCAAUACACCGAUGGAUGGAUGGAUGGAUGUGACAAUGGGUAGUAUGACGUCAAAAAGAAGAGAAGGCUACAUUGCGUGGCACCACUUCGCGUCUCCAAAAGGGUCUCGACUCGCCCCGCACUGAUCGUAUCUCAGUCAGUGGCCGUACUGUACUGGUGGUUGCGGUGUGUGACCGUACUUACUUACUGCUAUCUGUCUAUCAACAGGCAUGGACGGACAAAUGCCCUGCCAACCGAACGCAAAGAGCGCCUUCUCCCUCUCUUUCUGUCUGUCUGUCUGUUCAUGUGUGUGGCGACAUUUCCAGCAGGGGUCGGCCCUGCCGGUGGUUCUCGGGGAUGGCAUCCUCUGCACACACAGACACCCACACACACAUAGAAAGAUACACAUGGUACAUGUUGGUGCCUGAGGGUGGCAUUCAUUGCUUCGUUGACCCACCCGGCAGCUGGUGGUAUUCCUGCAGCUGGGUCUUCACCUCCAUCAUCACCUCGCGACGCAACGCAUUGCGGACGGAAUUCUGACACAUGCAUGGCAUGGACACAGUGAGUGAUGUGUACGCCUUCUCUCUACCCACACCCACCCACCCUCCCACCCACCCACCUGUGUGUAUUUCUGGUAGAAGUAGAAGGCCAUGGCGGCGAUGACGGUUAUCAGCAAGACGACCAACACCACGGUGCCCAUCGACACACCCUCGACAAUGCGGUUCUCUAUCCGUCUGGCCGCCUCCCUGACGACACCACACACACACGGAAAAGACACAAACGCAAUACAUACAGCACAUUGAUUGCAUAUGGCGUACACAUGCACUGCAUCCAGGCAGGCAGGCACCAUGCAUUCCCGUACGUAUCUUAUCUGUCUGUGUGCUGUGUGGCGUUCUACUAAGUCCACAAGUGUGUGCACCAUUCAUUGUGCGUCCCCUGUGGGCCUUAACACCGCCACUGUGCCUCCCUCUAUCUAUGCACCGCCGACUUGGAAGGAUCCCCGUGGUAGUCAGAACCGAUCCAGUAAAUACGAUGCAACUAACGGCUGGCUCCCUGCCGGCCUGCCUGGCUGGCUGGCUGGCUGGCUGACGUGUGUGUAUGCCCGUGUGUAUGUGUGUGCUCACUGUUUGAGUCUUGUGCACUCUGCUGGCUCCUGCUCGAGGCCCUGACACACCGCCCUGGUCACUUGAUCCACAUCCAACAUACCAGCAAACCUACACAUACACACCCACCCAUUUUCAUCCACAACGCCUUGGUCUCCAUGUUGCUGACCGCACUCACCUCCAUCCGUUGAUUCUGAGAGCCAAGAGGCUCCAGGCCUGGUUGGACUGCUCUUGGGUGAGCAGGUAAUGGCCCUUCUGACCCUCCAUGCAAUCCCUUAUCAGCUGCCUGGGCACCUGCCGGCUGCUGAUAUGCCGGUCAUGGUACAGCUUGUCGAUGAUGGCGUCGGCACACUCAUCCGAGAAGGGCGACCCCAGCUGCCGGCGGCCGUGGUGGUGCCCGUGAUGGUGGCCGUGAUGGUGGUGGCCGCCGUGUCUGUGGUGGUGUGAGGGCAUCGAUGCGGGGGCGUUGGCGAUGUUGUGUGCCUGGAUGGAGCACUGCUCGGCGAAGGCCUUGACGUAUAGCCAGUAUGGAUUGCUGAAGAGGGAGUCGCUGUGGCCGGGGAUCGGUGUGGCCGUCAGGUUGUACACACACAGCUGACGCAAAUCCUCUCUGACCACCUGCAGGUCAACAACACAUACAUAGAACACACAGACACGCAGCGAACGAAGACACUGGUUGCUCCUGUCGUGUGAACGUUCCCCCUCCCGCCCCCGUGCUGUGUUGCGUUGUCUGACCGCUUCGCCAGUGACGGACCCGCUUGGGCCGUCAGGGUCGUCUGCGCAGAAGUCGGUCUUCUUCUGCGCGCCUGGCUUGAAGGUAGGAUCGUAGCAGAGGUCCUCGAAGUGUUUGGGGAAGGACACGAUGCGGUAGUGAGGCACGAAGCGCAUGUGGUUCUUGAGCAUCUCAGCGUGGCGAGAAUACUCCUGCAGAAAGCGGCUCCCUGCACACAACAGACAGACGCAUGGGCCAUGGCGGGCGGAUGAGAGAGCCGCGAAGGCGACACUUGGUUGUACGUACCUUCCUCUGAUGCAGCGUCAGUCCAGAAGUCGACCCACGCGACGUCUCGGGUGGGUAUAUCCCACUCCACCUCGCCGUAAACGGUUUUAUCGUCUUCUUUGUUGGUCAUGUCAGCGUGCUUGAUGAAGUCCUUGAGCAGCUGGCCCGUCUCGUGGUCGAUGAGGAUGGAGGGGAUGUAGAUGUCCUUCCCGUAGCCGUCGUCGGCCAUGAUAAUGUGCUGGAUGUCCUGCCAUGUGUAGCUCGACGUCUUGCUGUCCGCCACCACCACCGCCGUCGCCUUGUACUCGUCCUGUGCUACCUUGACCUUCGUCACGAAUGUGCACACGCCUCUGCACCGCGCACACACAUCCACAAGGUAUGGGUGUUGGUGUGUGUGAGUGUUUGCUGGUUGUGUCGUGCGUCGUGUGUGUGUCACCUACCUGUCGACAACGAUGAUCAGCGAGUCGAAGGCGGUGGGCAGGUUGUUGACGUUGCCGUCGAAAUCCUUGAGAUCCGGCAGGUCUUUCGUGAUGUUGAAGUAGCCGGGCUUGCAGUGCAUCCCAGCGUCCUCUCUAUAGAUGAAACGACCCACCAGUGUCGUGCCUGACAGACAGGUCGAUAGAUAGCAUACGAAACAAACGGACCAAUGAAUGGACAACGAGAGAGAGAGGUUCCCCUGUGCUGUGUCCUUCCUGCCUGGGAGCUCACCAUAGUAUGGUGCCCCAAAUGUGGCUGUGGUGCCGGGAAUGAUGCCUCCCCGGUCUGGGAAGCGCAGGGCCAGUUGGUCAGCCAACGAGUGUGGAGUCGUCACCCUGAUCUGACCAGCCGCCAACGUCAGCACAGACGCCAGCAGCAUCGUUAGCAUAGGCAGCCGGGAUGGCUGGCUGGCUGCAGAUCUUGGACUCAUUUCCAUUGUGUUGUGGUUCUCCUGGUCCCGGCUUGCGGCGCAGGAAGCUCCCCCGGUGCACUCAGACGCUCCUCUCAUGUCAGACGCUCGCCAACGAAGAUGGAUGGAUGAUUCCUCACUCAGCUGUCCUUGCAGCUGUCGUUCGAAUGAAUCAUUAAAAACGGAUGAGCUAUAGGCUGUGACGCGCUGGAGCUACGCCCAAGCGAGGCCCUCUUUCC